Pleurotus ostreatus (oyster mushroom) is the source of this 768-nucleotide messenger RNA. RefSeq lists its product as uncharacterized. Bases 1 to 768 code for a protein of 255 amino acids. NCBI's taxonomy places the organism in Eukaryota, Fungi, Basidiomycota, Agaricomycetes, Agaricales, Pleurotaceae. The record is from RefSeq and is a predicted model, not a curated record. The transcript is spliced from 3 exons.
AUGUCUGACGAAGCUGCUCUACCAUCCCGCCGAAACAGCAACUUCUACCUCGAGUGCAUUACGUUCAAAGUUGAGGAUGAGCUGUUCAAAAUUCCGAUACGGUGCAUCACUUUCGAUACCGAACCAUUCAAGACACUUGCAUCUCGCUCAUUGCCCACGGGCGAUGGUCCCGUAGAAGGGACAAGCGAUGAACAUCCCAUCAUAUUGCCUGAUACUUCCAAGCGCGAUUUUGAACGGCUACUCGAAGUGCUGUGUCCUCUUAGCUUCAAACCCAAGGCCAUCGCGUCGACGGAGGUCUGGGAAUCAGUUUUGAAGCUAUCGACGAAGUGGAGACUCUUAGACGUUCGAAGUUAUGCCAUCGAGACGAUGAAUACUCUGAACCUUUCUCACGGAGAGAUGGUUCGGUAUGGGCGCGACUAUAGAGUGAGCAACUGGUUGAUCAAAGGAUACCUUGGCUUUGCCACACGCGAAUCUCCGUUGGAUGAAGGCGACGUGAAUGAUGUCUUUCACGGCGUGAGCUUGAAUGGAGGCAUACACCGACUUGUGCGAAUCGCGACAUUGCGAGAACGCAAGGAGGCCUUCGGCACAAGUACUACGCCGGAUGGGACAUGCCCGAGUUGUAAUUACGGCCAUAUCAGGUGCGACUACUGUGGUUCUGCAACGGACCACCCUAAGAAGACGAUGGUUGACGAGGGGAUGAUCCGCACGAGCUUCCAAGUUGAGGUGGAUGAAAUAGUGAUAGACGAGAGAUGUUUCAAUCAUGAGUAG